GAAAAGGUGUAAUUGCUUGAAACCCAUUUUGUUUUCUUGCUCUGUUGAAUGUGAUCCUAAUGGCAAUUUAUGUAACGGGUGGGGAAGUUCAUACAACUUAUGUCAGCAUUUUUCGGAGGCUUUGUAAUUGCUAUUAUAAAAGGAUGGCUUCUAGCUCUAGUUUUGCUUUCAUGCAUUCCUGCUGUAGUAAUUGUUGGUGGAAUCAUGUCUAUGAUGAUGACAAAAAUGUCAAGCCGAGGACAAAUUGCUUAUGCAGAUGCAGGAAAUGUUGUAGAGCAGACUGUUGGAGCCAUUAGAACAGUUGCAUCCUUCACUGGGGAGAAGCGAGCCAUAGAAAAGCAUAAUAGCAAAAUCCAAGUUGCGUAUGCUGCUGCUGCUCAUCAAGGACUGGCCUCAGGCAUUGGACUUGGUUCACUCACCCUCAUUAUCUUUUGCACUUAUGGACUUGCUGUUUGGUAUGGAUCCAAAUUGAUCAUUCAGAAAGGAUAUUAUUGAGGAAUGGUCAUCACUGUUAUAAUGGCUAUCAUGACUGGAGGAAUGUCAUUGGGUCAAACAUUUCCUAGUGUGAAUGCUUUUGCAACGGGACAGGCUGCUGCAUACAAGAUGUUCGAAACAAUGAAGUGCAAACCAAGCAUCGAUGCAUAUGACACCAGAGGGAUAACAUUGGAAAACACUCAGGGUGAUAUUGAACUGAAAGAUGUUUAUUUUAUAUACCCUGCUAGACCAGAAGUGCAGAUUUUUGCAGGGUUCUCAUUGUUUGUUCCAAGUGGUACAACAGCAGCUUUAGUUGGGCAAAGUGGAAGUGGGAAAUCAACAGACAUCAGCCUUCUGGAGAGACUCUAUGAUCCUGAAGCUGAGGAAGUACUUAUAGACGGUAUUGAUUUAAAGAAGUUGCAGCUCAGAUGGAUGAGGAAGAAGAUUGGUUUAGUUAGUCAGGAACCUAUUCUUUUUGCAACAAGUAUAAAGGAGAACUUAGCAUAUGGGAAAGAAAAUGCAAGUAAACAAGAGUAGAACAGCAAUAGAGCGAGUGAGAUAUGGAAUUCUCUAGAACUUCUAUUAGGACUAAUGUUUAUGUCUCUCUCAGGAGAAGAAAAAAUAAAGAGGGGAGGGCAGUUAGCAACAAACAGGAAAAUUGGGGGGUCUCAACUAUACUAACAAAUCAGCAACAGGAGAAAGAGAUACGUGGCAUAUCAUUAGAGGAAGAGAAGAAGAGAUUAGUUGAGGAAAGGAAGAAAAAUGGAGCAGGUGGAAAUGCAGAGGCAGAAGGAAAAAUUUCAGGAAUGUGGGUGGGAGAGGCUCUCUCGAAAGCUGAGCAAGGAAGCCCUUUGGUUUACUGUUUUUGUGUUUUGUGAAUUCUUUUGGAACCUAAUUUUAUUGUUGUUGAGUUGUGCUUUUGUGGGAAUCUGUCUCUGUUCCUGUAAUUCUAAGAUUAACAGUUGUAACAGCUGGGAAAUAGUCAUUGUAUUGAUAGAAGAAUGUUGUAAUUAAGUUGAUGAAUCAAUCAAUACAAUACAUAUUUUUCUGCUAUAUUUACAAUUUGCAUGUUCUGUCUUAGCUGGAAUUUACGAGUUCUGCAGUUGCUUCAGUUUGGUGAUUGAGUCAUUGGGUGAGAUAUUGUCUGAAGUAGUGUUGGCUGUGAGGUGUUGCCCAGUUACUCAUCAACUUCCCACCUGUUACAUAAACCGUUCGUUAGGAUCACAUAUACUAUUAUGCAGGUUAAGAGUGGAAGUGGGAAAUCAACAGU
Messenger RNA from Mangifera indica (mango), 1744 nucleotides. RefSeq names its product ABC transporter B family member 9-like. The transcript is spliced from 3 exons. Gene Ontology annotation, molecular function: ATPase-coupled transmembrane transporter activity; ATP hydrolysis activity; ATP binding. Lineage: Eukaryota; Viridiplantae; Streptophyta; Magnoliopsida; Sapindales; Anacardiaceae. The record is from RefSeq and is a predicted model, not a curated record. Bases 499 to 1011 code for a protein of 170 amino acids. Gene Ontology annotation, cellular component: membrane.